Molecule: messenger RNA, 2002 nt
Organism: Dicrocoelium dendriticum
Lineage: Eukaryota; Metazoa; Platyhelminthes; Trematoda; Plagiorchiida; Dicrocoeliidae
Source: the annotation of a GenBank genome assembly
UUCAGAUGCCUGUGGAACAAGCUUUCACUUUGAUGGUUCAGGUCAAUAACCAGUACGGCGUGCGUGAGUUGAUCCUGAACGAUUUCGAGGGACUUCACAUGCGGUUGUAUCAAUUGCAGCGAAUCAUCCAAGACCAGCUACCCGAUUUGGCGAAACAUUUCACCGAGCUCGGUCUAGAGACACACAUGUACGCGAAUCAGUGGUUUCUCACAUUGUUUACUGCGAAGUUCCCAUUGCCUAUGGUGUUCCACAUUGUGGACUUGUUUUUGACAGAGGGUAUGAUUUUCAUCUUCAGAGUUGCGUUUUGUCUGCUGCGGUUAGCAAGACGCGACUUACUGGGUCUGGAUUUUGAGGGUGUCUUGAAAUACUUGCGCAUCACGAUGCCCAAACGGUUCAUAGAUACGGAAUGUGGUUCCGAACUGCUGUCCGCUGCGGUCACUGCCAAGAUUACAUCAUCCAAAAUGCUAAAAUACGCCAAAGAAUGGGAGGCUUUAAAAUCCAGGGGAAAACCUCCCGAGUCUGCUGUUCAAGCUUUGGAACGUCAGGUAGCUACCUUACGUAGGGAAGUGAGCCGGUUGGAACGGGAGAAUGAAAGCCUUGCUUCUGGACUAAUAUCGAGCAAGACAUCGAUGCACCAACGCGUGGACAAGCUGGAAGAUAAGGCCGAAGUGUUGACCAGGGAGCUGUUCGCCUCUCGACAAGAUUUGCACGACACUCUCGAGGAAAAAGCCCAUUUGGAAUCCGAAGUGAUCCAGAUUAAGCAAAUGCUUCGCUCCACUCUAGACCAGGCUGCAGACGAGCGGGCCAGAUUCCAGAGUUUACUUGCCACUUAUCGAGCCAUCGCUACCGAUCUGGUCAAGCGUCAUCAACUAUCAACCGCCACUCACGAAAAUGGUGGUCCCCAUACCCUCAAGUGCGAUGCAUCUCAAGACAGUUCCACCUCCACAACCUCCUUAAGUCCCGACUCAGACGCGCUGUAUCUACGCCUCCUUUGGGUUUUGAUUCAGCAGUCUUCUCAGUGUGUCACGUGUGCCCCUGUUUUGGAUGCCAUGGUUUCCAAUUGGAGAUGUGCUGAGUCUACCGACAUGAAUGGAACCGGAGAUGCAGUUAUGGAACUUGGCACACAGUCUUCUCCGGUUGAACCCACCUUGGAAGGACCCGUCAAAUGUAGCUCGUCACAAAGCGACCGUCUACAUGACGAGAUACCCCCACCCGAAUCGUACACCCCUUCAGCUCUGCGCAAUCUGAAGCCUAAACAAUGGUUGACAGACGCACUGACCACACUACGCUCCAUGGCGAGUAUGGACAAUCCGACUGGUGCUAGUGGUAACACUUGUCCACGACUGUCCACUGUCCGAACGUCAGCACCCGCGGUGGAUACGACGUCACAUCCCAACGGCUGCUGAUUGUGUUAUCAUACUCCCUCACUUGCCCGUUUGACCUGCCACUUGGUUGUGUUUUCCACCUUGUACAUAUUCAUCCUGUGGGGCUUUCAUUACUCUGCUUUUGAUGUCAUCCACGAAUUACACCAGAGGAUUUCACAUUCAAUUACUCUUUUACCGCGAGAUUUAUCGUGUUUGCGUCGUGCUGAUCAGAUUCAACUUCUAAUUUGAACCAAAAACCUCUUCAUCUUUGUUCCUUCUUCUCCGGUUAAUAUGAACACUAAUCUGUUUUAAUCAUUUUUCAUCAGCGUCUUUUGUUCACUGAACUUUGAAGCGUCCGUUUCCGGAUUCGUUAGUUGUUUCACUUUUUAAUCUUCACUUGGGUGCCGUGUCUGCAGAUAGAUCAUGGGUGGCUUGCACUGCACUGCACGCAGUUCCAUCUACACAUUCAAUGCCAACUCGAUGGAUUCAGGACGAGAGCCACACGGAUAGAAGUGGUCCUUGAUUAACGGUUGGCUGACACUUUCUCGAUAUGAUUGUCCUCCAUUAACUGAUUACUUGGUGUAUCGACCCAAAGGUCCUCAGCUUCAUAACGUCUAGUUAUGUAAACCACGUGGUUA